GCUAACCAUAAAGUGAAUGUCUCCUAUUGUUGCGAUGAGCCAACCCCUCUGCUCUUGGAGUGUGGGAAAAGCAAUCCAGCACAAGCCACACGGCUUUGUAAUGGAAAUGGCCAACUAUAAAUACAGGGCACUGACCCUCACACAGCUCCGAAAAACACACUUUGCAGCCCAGAAAGAGACAGAGACCAGCAUGGCUCCACAUUCAGUUAUAAUUUCCACCUUUAACUACCAGAGAUAUACUGAUAAGGACAAAUUUAAGCUGAGAAAGCCAAUGGUAGAAAAGAUGCGCCGAGACCGCAUCAACAAUUGCAUCGAUCAGCUGAAGAAGCUGUUGGAGAAGGAACUCUGCAGCCAAGACACCAAGCUGGAGAAAGCUGACAUCUUGGAAAUGACUGUCAGCUUUCUGAAGCAGCAACAGAGGCUUCCAGGAGCACUGGCUCAAAGAGACUAUAACCAAGGCUAUUCUCAGUGCUGGAAGGAGUCCCUGCAUUUCCUUAACAUCCACUCCAACAGAGGACAAUCUACCCAGGAGGUCCAAGAGGUCCACCAGAGAUCCAGCACAGAGCUCAGCAACAGGUUGUCUGUGCACAAUUCCAAACACAGUCAUGCCGCUCAACAACAGCCUGUCUGGAGGCCCUGGUAAAAUCAUGGUGGACUGACAAACCCUGAGGAACAGUGAUGUUCAUGUCCCUCAUGAAAGUAGGAGAUAUUCAUUUCCAGUAUUAAGUUUUGCCAUCAUAUUGAUUGACAAGACCUUGUGAUUUUUGUUUCAUCAGUGAGACGAAAGACUUUAAAGACUGUGGCCUUAUUAGAUAUAGCUGUUUCGCUCUUAAUGUGAUGUUUCCCCCAUGUAUCACUUUUACUUCCUUCUGUUUACUUCUAUUUUCUAGAGCAAAAGGUUUGAACAUGGUUUGUGUGAUGUCUGUGUAUUUAAUUACAGUUUACUCCAGUGGAGUCUAUAUGGUAUGCAUAUCAGAUCUAUGAAUUUGUGUUGUAUUUCCCGGUGUUUUGGAGAAUAUUUCUCAUUGUGUGUUGAAUGCAGUACAAUAUGUUAAAUUACCAUUAAGGGAACCUUUGAUAAAGGAACCAAUCCUUUGUGUGUAUGUGUGUCCCUGCACAUGUGUGCAUAUUGUAUCUUAUAUCUUGUGUUUUAACAUAUUUUUAAUCAUUCCUUUUGUAUGGGCAAGCUCUUAUAUCUU
Hemibagrus wyckioides is the source of this 1199-nucleotide messenger RNA. RefSeq names its product hairy-related 12 (gene her12). Lineage: Eukaryota; Metazoa; Chordata; Actinopteri; Siluriformes; Bagridae. The record is from RefSeq and is a predicted model, not a curated record. The coding region runs from base 17 to 643 and encodes 208 amino acids. The transcript has 2 exons. Gene Ontology annotation, cellular component: nucleus. Gene Ontology annotation, biological process: regulation of transcription by RNA polymerase II; regulation of neurogenesis; anterior/posterior pattern specification. Gene Ontology annotation, molecular function: DNA-binding transcription factor activity, RNA polymerase II-specific; RNA polymerase II cis-regulatory region sequence-specific DNA binding; protein dimerization activity.